AUGGCAAGCCAGAAUACUAACACUAAGCCGACUCAGAAUGUGGCCGGCAAUGUCAGCUAUGGAAAAUCCACCACUAAGACUCUGCCAUUUAACACCUACUGCCGACCUGGUGUCACUUACAAGAUAUUGCCCAUGACUGAGGUGGAAAAGGGGCCUCAUUGUGUAAAAUAUUCCCUCACAGAGUCAAGUGAAAACCACUCAAUGGGCAAACACUUUGGGGCUUUCCAAGGAUCCCAUCAUGAGCUAGUCUCCACCGCUGAUUUCCAAGAGCGCCCCCCUGCCCAAAUGACCUCAAGCCACACAACAGCCUCCUUCAAAAACUUGGCUGCUGUGGUGAUAGACACAGGAACAGGCUACAGCAAGUGUGGUUUGGCGGGGGAGGAUCGGACUCGGGCUGUAGUGCCUACCCGGGUGGGGAGACACCUGAACUCUGAAGGGGACAAAACCCCCUACUAUAUCACAGAGGAUGCAGAGGCAGCUUGCUCUACACUGAUCCGUGGGGUGGUCACUGACUGGGAUGCCCUAGAAGUCCUCUGGAAUCACAUCUUCUAUAGCAAAUUGUGUGUGGAGCCUGAAGAAUUAGCUGUACUGGUGGCUGAUUCACCGGUCUCCCCUCGUACCAAUCGUGAGAAGGUAGUUGAGCUCUUGUUUGAAAAUUUUGGGGUACCUGCCAUGCAAACUGUCCAUCAGGCAUUACUCACCCUCUAUGCCUAUGGGCGCACCACAGGACUGGUCAUGGGCAGUGGGCAUGGCACUUCCUAUGUGGCUCCCAUUAUUACAGGUGAACUGGCACCGCUGAACCUUUACCGACUAGACGUGGCUGGGAAAGACCUCUCUGAAUACCUCUCCCAGCUACUUUUGGCUGGUGGGCAGCCACCACCUAAGAUCGAUGUUCUGACCCAUAUGAAGGAGACCUGCUGUUAUGUGACCCUCGACAUGGUCUCUGAACUCUGCCAACCAGAGAGCAAGAACCGGCUUGACUUUGUCCUUCCAGACAAGCAUGUCCUCUCCCUUGGGGCUGAACGGUUCCGCUGCCCUGAGGCCUUGUUUAAGCCUGAUGUCCUGGGCCUGGAUCAGCCCAGUCUACCUGGACUGGCCCAGAUUAGCAUUAGCCAACUGGAGCCACACUUGCAAGAACAACUGUUGGCUAAUGUGGUUCUGGAAGGUGGGACCACUCUGCUCAAUGGUUUCUCUGAAAGGGUCCAGCAAGAACUAGGGUCCACAGCAAACGUCUUAUCCUUGCCUCAUCGUGCCAUGGCUGCCUGGCUAGGAGGUUCCAUCAUGGCCUCCCUUGAUUCCUUCCAGACUCUCUGGUUGAGCAGAGGGGAAUACCAGGAAGAGGGCUCGUGGGCCAUCUAUAAGUAUCACCUUUGA
This is a messenger RNA of Gracilinanus agilis (Agile Gracile Mouse Opossum), 1374 nucleotides long. Its product is annotated as actin-like. The transcript has a single exon. The record is from RefSeq and is a predicted model, not a curated record. Lineage: Eukaryota; Metazoa; Chordata; Mammalia; Didelphimorphia; Didelphidae. Bases 1 to 1374 code for a protein of 457 amino acids.